CACCUGCCAGUUUGCAUUUGGCCAAGAAACGAGAAGAGGACCAAGAUGGGGAUCGUUGCGUCGUCGUGCGAGCACUGCAUCGGCGCCGCCGAAAAGCACAUUGAGAAGGUCAAGCGCAAGAAGCACGGCGCCGCGAAAGAACCGUCGCGCCUCAUCCGCAUCCGCCUCGACCGCGCCGAGGACCUCGCGGCCGCCGACUCGUCGCUCGGCGGCGGCGGCCUCAGCGAUCCGUACGUGAGUCUCCAGUUUGGCCGCCAGCGCCGGCGGUCGCCGGUCGUCGAUGAGAACCUCAACCCGACGUGGAAGCACGAGGAGUAUGAGUUUGUCGUGACCGAGUCGGACCUCGCGACGCACAAGACGCUCAUCAUCCGUGUCAUGGACUUUGACGCGCUCAGCGCCGACGACCUCCUUGGCUCGAUCGAGCUGGACAUGACGCAGUGGAGCGGCGCGACGACCAUCGACGAGGCAAAGAUUCAAGCGUACGACCUCAAUGUACCCGAGUGCUAUGCGAACCAAGGCGUCGCCUCCAAGCUGUAUAUGUCCAUUUGCUUUUUGACCGAGUGGGCGGCUGCGUCGUCGUUGACGCAGGAAGUGUGGGAACUGGAGCGCUGGCUCUCGACCAGCAACUCGUGGUCCAAGACCUACCUCGCCGAGACCCUCGGGGAUCGGCCUGCGUGGUACUGCCCCGACACGAAGCAGGGCGGUCCGACCUUCAAGGACGCGCUGCCGCCGUGCCCCGAGGGCUACAAGCCGUGCGGACAGUGGAGCUACGACGUUGUGCACGGCGACAUGAACGGGUGGCUCUACGCGACCACGUGCAAGGGUCCGUGGCGCAAGGAGAUGGGGCGCACCCACUUUGUCCGCCGCCGCAUGUGGAUGAACCAGUACAAGCGCAUUGCGCAGAUGGAGCCCGAGCCCGAGGUCGUCUCGACAUCGACGGUCUCGACGGCGCCGUCGUCCGGCACGUCGGUUUAAGGACAAGGAUCGCGCCCACCGUCGUAGCAAAUAUCCAUCAAUCACGUGUGCAUUGCGUUAAAGCUCCAAGAGUUGACAAACAAAACGUGUAAAAAGAACAAGUGCGUACCGGUA
Molecule: messenger RNA, 1089 nt
Organism: Saprolegnia parasitica CBS 223.65
Lineage: Eukaryota; Oomycota; Saprolegniomycetes; Saprolegniales; Saprolegniaceae
Exons: 2
Coding region: 46-975 (309 amino acids)
Cellular component (GO): membrane
Source: RefSeq, a predicted model, not a curated record